AUGGGUUCAAGAGCAGAUGAAACCGAUGUGGUCAGAAGAAACAGCAGAAACCCAACAGGGACUAAGAAGUACGUGCAGGCCCGUGACCUGACCCCGGACUCGAACACAAGCCACGAGGAACUGUACGUGGAGAGCGCAGAGGAACCCGAGGCCGAGGAGGAGGACGAGGAGGAGGCCUGUUCGAGGGUGGAGGAGGUGAAGGUGGAGGUGGAGGAAGAGGAGGAGGGACAAGAGGAAGAGGAGGAGGAGGAGGAGAAGGUGCAGGAGGAACAGGAGGAGAAGCACGAGGAGGAGCAGCAGGAGAAGGAGCUGAAGGAUGAGUUGGUGGUUCCUUUCAAGAAGUCUGAGGAAGUGUCAACUUUGCGAAAAACCGUGAGCAGUUUGCAGUCGCAUUUAGUGGACAAUGACACCCUGGAAGAGUGGGUUGAGCGCUACAAUGCCUCAGCGCAGGGAUUGCAGAUAGCCAAGGAGAGUGAUGGAAGUUACCGUGGCUGUGUCCGAGUUCACCUCAACCUCAGCCGACCGAUCAACAUUGUCGCUGGCACAAGACCGCCAUCUAUCUAUGACAUCCUCCAGGAAGACCGAACAAUGGAGAAGACUUUGACCUCAUUCUACAUGCCCAGGGAUGCAGUAAAGGCUAUUCAUAUCACAAGUAAAACUACAACAAGAGAAGUGAUUGUAGCACUACUGAGAAAGUUCAAAGUUGUUGACAAUCCACAAAAGUUUGCCCUUUAUGAGCGGAAUAUUGACUCAACACAGUCAGGAAAAGCAAGGCUUCGGAGGCUGGGGGAUGGUGAGUGCCCGCUAGUCCUGGCACUUAACUGGAGUGCCGGAGGCCUGACCAACAAGCGCCUAGUCUUGCAGGAGAAUGACACUGCAGACAUACAG
This is a messenger RNA of Penaeus monodon (black tiger shrimp), 888 nucleotides long. Its product is annotated as ras association domain-containing protein 1-like. Gene Ontology annotation, biological process: signal transduction. The record is from RefSeq and is a predicted model, not a curated record. NCBI's taxonomy places the organism in Eukaryota, Metazoa, Arthropoda, Malacostraca, Decapoda, Penaeidae.